AUGAUAAAGAAUAUCGAAUUAGGCGAUUUAACCGAUAAAAACAUUGGACAAUUAGCUUUGUUAAAUAAUACAACAUUACCAGUAAAUUAUGAAGAAAAAUUCUAUCAAAAACUUUUAACCAAUGGCUUUAUCACAAAAUUAGCAUUUUUUAAUGAUGUUAUGGUUGGUGCAGUUAGUUGCAGAAUCGAUCCACCAAAAGAAGAAUAUGUCGAAGAUUUAUGCAACAAAGAAAAAUAUGAAAAGAUUUCUUUACACGUUCAAAUUGGUUCAGAUGCUAUUGAAUUUUAUAAGAAAUUUAAUUUCAAAGAAGAAGGUUUAAUUAAAAAUUACUAUCGUAAUAUUGAACCAACUGAUUGUUAUUUAAUGUCAAAACCAGUUCAAAUAUCAGCCUAA
Dictyostelium purpureum is the source of this 393-nucleotide messenger RNA. RefSeq lists its product as uncharacterized. Gene Ontology annotation, biological process: mitotic sister chromatid cohesion. The transcript has 3 exons. The record is from RefSeq and is a predicted model, not a curated record. NCBI's taxonomy places the organism in Eukaryota, Evosea, Eumycetozoa, Dictyosteliales, Dictyosteliaceae. Bases 1 to 393 code for a protein of 130 amino acids. Gene Ontology annotation, cellular component: NatA complex.